UCCGUUUCCUCGCACCAUCUGUCCGUACCACAAUUACGUCUUCCGCCAGUUCUCAGAGUCCCCACCGUGCCGGGCCCGGCCCAGUCGCCGCGGCACACCCAGCACCACCCACACUCGCUGCCUCUGGCGGGCCCCAGUCACCGACCGCGAACACCAGCAUAGCUGCAUGGCACUACGAUGCCUCCCAGGAGACAGAGACAGGACAGCCCAGCCAAGCAAUGGGGUGGAUGAAGGCUCUCGGCCCCGCCGGCUUCGCAGUACGCCGCAGCAGCCGCAGCAGCAGUAGCAGCCAUGGCAGCCUCUUCUGCCCUCCAUACAUGAUCGCUGCAGCUGCCGCCCCCUUCUCGACAACAUGCCCGGCCAGCAAGGCCGCAACCCGGUACCCACCCCGGCCCAAACCGCCGCCCGAGCACGAGUUCACCGAGGUCUACCUCAAGGGCACCGGGCCAGGCGGCCAGAAGAUUAACAAGACCAACUCGGCCGUCCAGCUCAAGCAUAUCCCCACCGGCAUAGUCGUCAAGUGCCAGGACACGCGCUCCCGCGAGCAGAACCGCAAGCUGGCCCGCGAGCACCUGGCCGAGAAGAUCGACGACCUGCUCAACGGUGACCAGAGCCGCUCGGCCAUCGUGGCCAGGCUCAAGGCCAAGAAGAAGUCCAGCGCCGCCAAGAAGAGCAGGAGGAAGCAUCGCGACGCUGCCGGAGGGGGAGAGCAAGCCGAUGAAGGCCAGGUCGACGACGACGAGGCUCCGGAUGGAGAAGAGGCGGGACUUGAGCCAAUACCUGACCACCGCCCGAAAAAGGUCAAGAUCCAGGAAAUCAGGCUCUGAUCGUGGUGGUGCCUAUCUGUUUUGUGACCCAUGAUACUUAGUAGCAUAGGAGUGGAGUACCAGAAAUGUCAAAUAUAGAGAGAGGGCUUGUCUGUUCCCCACACUGCUUGCUUGUCACUUGUGCAAAUGGUUUC
This is a messenger RNA of Diaporthe batatas, 961 nucleotides long. RefSeq lists its product as uncharacterized. The coding region runs from base 219 to 827 and encodes 202 amino acids. Gene Ontology annotation, biological process: translational termination. Gene Ontology annotation, cellular component: mitochondrion. Gene Ontology annotation, molecular function: translation release factor activity. The record is from RefSeq and is a predicted model, not a curated record. The transcript is spliced from 2 exons. Lineage: Eukaryota; Fungi; Ascomycota; Sordariomycetes; Diaporthales; Diaporthaceae.